AUGGAUGCCGUUGGUGAACCUGAAAUGGAACUUGCCGUGGAACAGCAGCGCAAACUUGUCCCAGAACCCGACUUUGGGACUUGGGUCGAGCGGCGGCUUGGAAAGCACGUCAAAACUGUCCAUGGCGUAGCCCAGUGCCGGCUGCAACCCGGGAUACCACGAAACUAUGGCGUUUUUGCUCGACUGCACGUCAACCUUCAUGUCCGUGUAGAACUUGACGUUGGUCAUGGUCCUGGAAACGUGCACCGCAAACAUGUUAUCCGUGCAGUCGGGGUCCUUAUACUGCGAAACAAGCGGCACAAAGUUGUACCUGAGUUCUUCCUCGACGUAUAUUUGUUCUGCAACCACAAAGUCGCCGCUCAGAUGGACCGUAUUGGAGCCGUCGUCCUGGCCCCCGCCAAACGACAGGAACGGAAUCGGAUAGUCCUUGAUCUGCACCGUCAGUCGCGAACAGAAGAUGUCCAGGUUGACAGGGAAAAAGAUACCGUACCGCAUGUCGUAGGGCAUGCCUUUUCCAACGGUGUGCAUGAACUGCUUGUAAUUUUCGAGUCCGAAAUGGGGCUCGUCAAAGUCCCAGCGCAGAUUGGCCAACUCGAACGAAAACAGCGCGGCAACAGAGUUUGUGCCAAUCACAGGGUACUUGUCGGUGAAGGUUUUGCUAAUGGCCGGGUCUUCGCCGCCUCUCACUUCUCUGAGUCGCUGGUAAUGUGCUGCUCCGUUGACUCGUUGAUGGGCCUUGACUCUGACAAUCCACGAUUUGCUGAUAUUGCUCAGCAAACGCAGCCGUGGAAGCUCGAUCAGUUCCUUCACUUUGGCCAAGUACUGCGUAUAUUGCUCCACGUCGUCGCCCAGAACCUCGUUGGCCAGCCGCGAACUGGUCUUGGUGUGGUUGAACCGCGGCGUCGACUUGGAUCGGUAGUUUUGCGGCUGCACGGCCUCGCCGUCCACAAACGUCAGUGCCGGGAACUCGCCCUCGAGCUUUUCGCGAACGUCCUGCUCGUACUUCUCAAAAGCGCUCAUCUUGGUGAGUCGCAGCUUCUGCUCCAUGUGUCCCAGCAAGAAACUUUCGUUCAACAGCGCUUCGAACGGGUCGUCAUGCAUGCAGAACUGGAACUGCCGCGUGUUGACUCUGAUCUUCGGAAAACGCAGCGGCGUGUCCACGAGACUCGGCAUAAUCACAGGCACAGAGAAGUCAGUCUGGGUUUCUGGGGUGUUCAUGAGAUGUUGGAAAUUGACCUCGAUCUUUGUAAACGCCUUGGUCAGCGCACGGAAGUUGUCAAACGUCUCGAAAAAGACGUACUCGAACGGAAUCUCAAACCUGAUCGAGCGGGCGUUCACAAUGGCUAG
Molecule: messenger RNA, 1347 nt
Organism: Ogataea philodendri
Lineage: Eukaryota; Fungi; Ascomycota; Pichiomycetes; Pichiales; Pichiaceae
Exons: 1
Coding region: 1-1347 (448 amino acids)
Source: RefSeq, a predicted model, not a curated record